Nyctereutes procyonoides (raccoon dog) is the source of this 1929-nucleotide messenger RNA. It is a transcript of the gene EDARADD, whose product is annotated as EDAR associated via death domain. The transcript has 6 exons. The record is from RefSeq and is a predicted model, not a curated record. Gene Ontology annotation, biological process: signal transduction. Lineage: Eukaryota; Metazoa; Chordata; Mammalia; Carnivora; Canidae. Gene Ontology annotation, molecular function: protein binding. The coding region runs from base 71 to 688 and encodes 205 amino acids.
CGUCCCCGCCCUCCCGCCCGGGUCCGAGGCCGCCAGCCCCGCCGGGCGCCCGUCAGUCCCUCCCUGCCCCAUGGCUUCUCCGGACCACCCUGUGCGCGCAGAUCAUAUGGCAAAGGAGCCAGUGGAAGACACAGACCCCAGCACUUUAUCCUUUAACAUGCCAGACAAAUAUCCCAUUCAGGAUACGGGACUCCCUAAAGCUGAGGACUGUGAUCCAAUUACUUUGAACUGCCCAACAAAUUCUGAGGUGCAUCACCAGGGAGAAGAAAAUGGCUUUCCAGACAGUACUGGAGAUCCCCUUUCAGACCUAAGCAAAGAUGAGUCCUGCAAGGAGAACUGUACUUGUUCCUCCUGUGUGCUCCGGGCCCCGACCAUAAGUGACUUACUCAAUGAUCAGGACUUGCUUGAUGUCAUCAGGAUAAAGCUGGAUCCAUGUCACCCAACAAUAAAAAACUGGAGGAAUUUUGCAAGUAAAUGGGGCAUGCCCUAUGAUGAACUGUGUUUCCUGGAGCAGCGGCCUCAGAGCCCUACCUUGGAGUUCCUGCUCCGGAACAGCCAGAGGCCAGUGGGCCAGCUGAUGGAGCUCUGCAGGCUCUACCACAGGGCCGACGUGGAGAAGGUCCUGCACAGGUGGGUGGAUGAGGAGUGGCCCAAGAGGGGUCGUGGAGACCACCCCAGGAACUUCUAGACCUCAGCUUCUUUGGCCUCUUUGGACCUUGAAACAACCACAGGUUAAGGAGGAAUGUGGAUCUGUUCUUUUUGUAAUUGUUUAGGAUAAGGACAUGAGAAUGAUGGACAUUGAUUGGUUCUCCCCAAAGCUGGUGGUUUUUGGAGGGGUAGGGUUGUGUUUUGGUGGCGGAUUUUUGUUUGUGUAGUUUUGCACAUCUGUUUUAAUUUAAUAUUUGAAUCUGGUUGGGGAAAGAUACUUCGUAGCCUCAGAUGGGGACCAGGGCCAAAGACCACAGUCAGAAUGGAAUCAUGCCAUGAUGAAAAUAAAAUGAUCCUCUCCCUUCAACACUGUGGGAGACUGAAAUGAGAACUAAGAUUGUGGAUGGUGCCAGCGGGUCAUCAUCCAUGGGAUCCUUCAUGAUGGACCGACAGCUCUCCCACAGCUCAGAGGACAACACAGAGAAAUUACCUUGUUCCUUUUUCUGUCAUAGAGGACUUUGGUAUCAUGGGGCCAUACCUUCAGGCCAUAUGUGCCAUCUUUUUUAUUCAAAUACUUUGGUAAUCUGUGCACUAUCAAAAAUGCCAUUUGUGCAAGUUUUUUUUUUUUUUUUCAAGAAAUACGAAAGUAGUAGCAAGAGGACAGAGUUAGGAAUCAGGAGGCUUCUAAGGACCUUGGGCAAAGUGUUUGACAGAGAGAGUACACAAAAUGCCCUUUGUUACCCAAGACUUUUUAAUAAUUGAAUUAAUAGUUGCUCUUCCAUCUUUUGUAUGAGGCUGAGUGUUUCAUACCUGGCAUCAGGUUCAGUUAAGAAAUAAAUAAAAAUCACCUGGCCCAGAGUUGAAAUGUAACAACUUCUAGCACCUACUAUCACAGCUGGAAACAGAGCCACCAACAAACACUACAUAGCGGUUUAGCCAAGAACAGGACGUCUUUGAUGCUGAAGAUCAGUAUUAAAAUCCAAAUUUUAGAGGAUUUUAAACCAAAUGAAAAAUUGGAUCUGAUGUUCUUAUUUUGUGGUUUAGGGGGAGGUAAAGUGUGGAGGAUGGAAGAGUUUGUUACUGGAGAGAUCAGAUUUUCUCUCUCUCUCUCUCUCUUUAAUGGGGUAACAGAGAUAUGAGGCAAAGCCUUGGCUUGUUUGACAAUUUCAUGAAAGCCCUAUUUGGAUUUGGCUAGGGCUCAGAAAAUUAAGGCACUCCUUUCAGUUUGGUGGGAUUCUGUACAAGUCCUGGAUUAAAAUAAACAAAAAUGAUGAACAUUGA